GGCGGCUGCUAAACCGGAAAGGGAAGACCUGGGCCUGGAGAGCCGGCGAAACAGCAUUUUACUGUGUUUCUCCGGUCGAUACGUUUUACGGUGUUUCUCGGGCCGCUGGAAGCCGGGCCAGGUGGGCGGGGCCUGCGGUGCCGUGAUGCCGGAACUGGCGGUGCAGAAGGUGGUGGUCCACCCCCUCGUUCUGCUCAGUGUGGUCGAUCACUUUAACCGCAUCGGCAAAGUUGGAAACCAGAAGCGCGUUGUUGGUGUGCUUUUGGGGUCCUGGCAAAAGAAGGUGCUUGAUGUAUCCAACAGUUUUGCAGUCCCUUUUGAUGAAGAUGACAAAGAUGACUCUGUCUGGUUCUUAGACCAUGAUUAUUUGGAAAACAUGUAUGGAAUGUUUAAGAAAGUCAACGCCAGAGAAAGAAUAGUUGGGUGGUACCACACAGGCCCUAAACUACACAAGAAUGACAUUGCCAUCAACGAACUCAUGAAAAGAUACUGCCCCAACUCAGUAUUGGUCAUCAUUGACGUGAAGCCAAAGGACCUGGGGCUGCCCACAGAAGCGUACAUCUCCGUGGAGGAAGUUCAUGAUGAUGGGACUCCCACCUCGAAGACGUUUGAACACGUGACCAGUGAGAUCGGAGCAGAGGAGGCCGAGGAGGUUGGAGUGGAGCACUUGCUACGAGACAUCAAAGACACUACAGUGGGCACUCUCUCCCAGCGGAUCACAAACCAGGUCCACGGUCUGAAGGGACUGAACUCCAAGCUGCUGGAUAUCCGGAGCUACCUGGAAAAAGUAGCCACAGGCAAGCUGCCCAUCAACCACCAGAUCAUCUACCAGCUGCAGGACGUCUUCAACCUGCUGCCCGACGUCAGCCUGCAGGAGUUCGUCAAGGCCUUUUACCUGAAGACCAACGACCAGAUGGUGGUGGUCUACUUGGCCUCGCUGAUCCGCUCCGUGGUCGCCCUGCACAACCUCAUCAACAACAAGAUCGCCAACCGGGAUGCGGAGAAGAAGGAGGGGCAGGAGAAAGAAGAGAGCAAAAAGGAUAGAAAAGAUGACAAAGAGAAGGAGAAAGAGAAGGAAAAGAGCGAUGUGAAGAAAGAAGAGAAAAAGGAGAAAAAGUAAAACGCGUGGAUUCUUUAGCCAGGCGUGGCGGUGCACGCCUGCCGUCCCGGCUCUCGGGCGGCUGAGGCUCUUGGGAAGGAUGACAAGCUGGAGGGGCCGGCCCGGGCUCUCCAGGGAGCUCCGGGCCGCCUGCACUACAAAGUGAGACCGACAAAAAAAAAUGUACCCUUUUAAACUUGUAAAUUAAAAUCUCACAACUUAA
Messenger RNA from Chinchilla lanigera (long-tailed chinchilla), 1322 nucleotides. RefSeq names its product proteasome 26S subunit, non-ATPase 7 (gene Psmd7). The transcript is spliced from 7 exons. Lineage: Eukaryota; Metazoa; Chordata; Mammalia; Rodentia; Chinchillidae. The record is from RefSeq and is a predicted model, not a curated record. Gene Ontology annotation, biological process: proteasome-mediated ubiquitin-dependent protein catabolic process. Gene Ontology annotation, molecular function: protein binding; metallopeptidase activity. Bases 146 to 1120 code for a protein of 324 amino acids. Gene Ontology annotation, cellular component: proteasome regulatory particle; proteasome complex.